Messenger RNA from Prunus avium (sweet cherry), 954 nucleotides. NCBI's taxonomy places the organism in Eukaryota, Viridiplantae, Streptophyta, Magnoliopsida, Rosales, Rosaceae. The record is from RefSeq and is a predicted model, not a curated record.
AUGCUCUCCACCGCCCCUGGUGCUUACACCCUUGUGGCACUAAGCGAGCAUCCUUAUGACAUUGGAGUUCUUUCUCAAAUCAAGCACAGAAAUGUGGUGAGGUUAUUAGGUUGUUGUUUAGAGACACCGGCGCCAUUACUGGUUUACGAGUUCAUCGUUGAGGGCACUCUUUCAGAGCACAUCCAUAAAAAAAAUGGCAAAAGAUCAUCACUUUCGUGGGAGCUGCGAUUGAAUAUAGCGACAGAAACAGCAGGAGCACUAGCAUACUUACACUCCUCUGCUCUCAUGCAAAUUAUCCACCGAGAUGUGAAAGCAACAAACAUACUAUUAGAUGAACAUUACACGGCAAAAGUGUCCGACUUUGGAGCUUCAAGAUUGAUCCCUCUAGAUCAAACUCAACUAACAACGUUAGUGCAAGGAACAUUUGGAUACUUAGACCCCGAAUACUUCCUUACAAAUCAACUGACGGAAAAGAGUGACGUCUAUAGCUUCGGAGUUGUCCUUAUGGAGCUAUUGACAAGCAAAGUGGCACUUUCUUUCGCCAGGCCCGAGGAAGACAGAAACCUAGCCAACUUCUUUGUUCGUUUCAUGGAGGAAGAUCGCUUGAAUGAGGUUCUUGAUGAUGACAUAGUCAACGAGAGAAACGUUGAGACACUAAAAAAGGUGGCAGAAGUAGCAAAAAGAUGCGUAAGGUUAAAGGGGCAGGACAGGCCUACCAUGAAAGAAGUGGCAAUGGAGCUAGAGGGAAUGAGAGUUACACCAAAGCAACCAUGGGGAAAAUCUGAAGUUUCAAGUCCAGAAGACACUGAGUACUUACUUGGUUCAGCUAUGAAAUCAGACGCUUAUUUUGUGGAUGUUAGAGGUGAUUUUGGUUCUAGAGGUGCAACUAUUGGUACAACCAGUGGGUACGAAAGCAUGCAAAUCCAAAUGGUAAUGCCGUAUGAUGGGCGAUAG